Messenger RNA from Leucoraja erinaceus (little skate), 4744 nucleotides. RefSeq names its product zinc finger protein 239-like. NCBI's taxonomy places the organism in Eukaryota, Metazoa, Chordata, Chondrichthyes, Rajiformes, Rajidae. Gene Ontology annotation, cellular component: nucleus. Bases 272 to 1384 code for a protein of 370 amino acids. The transcript is spliced from 2 exons. Gene Ontology annotation, molecular function: RNA polymerase II cis-regulatory region sequence-specific DNA binding; DNA-binding transcription factor activity, RNA polymerase II-specific. Gene Ontology annotation, biological process: central nervous system development; regulation of transcription by RNA polymerase II. The record is from RefSeq and is a predicted model, not a curated record.
GCGGGGCCUGAGCGCGAGGGAGACAGAGAGCGAGAGAGAGAGAGAGCGCGGGGUUGACGGUUGACGGUUGACGGUUGGAGCGCGGGGGACGAGGAGCGGGAACAAGAUGAAGAUGAAGCGGCGCUGAAACCCCGGCCCCUGAUUUAGGAGCCGUUGCUGUGGACGGAAAGAUGGGGACGUGAGCGGCCAUUGAGGGUGGCCUGGGUGCCGGUGAGCCCCACCCCCCCCAUCUGCUCAGCGUGCGGGCUAAGGUUCGACGGGCUGAUCUUCGAUGGAGGAACACAUGACAGGGCACAAGAAGGAGAAGUGUUAUGAGUGCGACGUGUGUGGCAAGGCCUGUCUGACUCCAGGCCUGCUGGAGACCCACCGGCGGAUGCACACGGGAGAACGCCCCUUCACCUGCUCGGAGUGCGGCAAGAACUUCAAAUGCUACGACAACCUGCAGAAGCACAGCCUCGUGCACUCCGACGAGAGGCCCUUCACCUGCUCCGACUGCGGCAAAGGCUUCAAGUCGUUCACGCAGCUGAGGUUGCACAGGCGCGUGCACACCGGGGAACGGCCCUACACCUGCAGCGAAUGCGGCAAGGACUUCAGCAACUCCAGCAGGUUGCUGGAGCACCAGCGCAUCCACACCGGCGAGUGCCCCUACACCUGCGCCCAGUGUGGCAAGCGCUUCCCUCGCUCAAGAUACCUGCUGGAGCACCAGUACACCCACAACGGCGAGCGCCCCUACACCUGUGGCGAGUGUGGCAAGGGUUUCACUCGCUCCACCGGGCUGCGAAGGCACCAGCGCACCCACACCGACGAGCGCCCCUACACCUGCACUCAGUGCGGCAAGGGCUUCAUCCGCUCCGACUCCCUGCUGGAGCAUCAGCGCACCCACACCGGCGAGCGUCCCUACACCUGCACCCAGUGCGGCAAGGGCUACACCCACUCCAGCAACCUGCUGUUCCACCAGCGCUCCCACACUGGCGAGCGUCCCUAUACCUGCGCCCAGUGUGGCAAGAGCUUCACCCGCUCCACACGCCUGCUGGAGCACCAGCGCACCCACACCGACGAGCGCCGCUACACCUGCACCCAGUGCGGCAAGGGCUUCAUCCGCUCCCACAACCUGCUGUCACACCAGCGGGUGCACGCCAGCGACCGUCCCUUCCCCAGCCCGGUGUGUGGAAAGCACUUUGCAGUGGCCUCCCACGCCCUGUCUCACCAGGACGUGCACACCAGUGGUAAACCCUACGACUGCCCGUACUGCUGUGAGGCAUUUGACAGCUUGCGGGGGUUGCGGCAGCACCGGCGUACCCACGCCAUCGAGCGGCUUCUCCCACUGCGACAAGCGUUUCAUGAGAGCACGGAGGCUGCGGGAGCACUAGCAGAUACACACUAGAGAGAGACCCUUUGUGUGCGCUGAGUGUGGCAAGGGUUCCACCCGCAUGUCCAGCCUGUGGCAGCUCCGGCGUACCCACAGCGGUGAGCUUCCCUUCCCCUGCCCGUCCUAUGGUAAGGACUUCACCCGCCUUGACCACCUGCUGGAGCACCGGCGAGUCUACACCGACCAGCGCCCCUUCACCUGCCCGCUCUGUGGCAAGGCCUUUGUCCAAUCCUCCAGCCUGUUGGCAUACCACCACGUGGAUAGGCACUGUUUAGGUAGACAGAAAAUGCUGCAAGGAAUGGGUAAGGUUUCGAGUCAAGACCCUUCUUCAGUCUCGACCCGAAACAUCACCCAUUCCUUCUCUUCAGAGAUGCUACCUGUCCCGCUGAGUUACUCCAGCAUUUUGUGUCUUUUUUUGUAAACCAGCAUCUGUAGUGCCAUGUUUUUAAACCAUUCUCGUUAACCAUCUCUGCACCUUCCCCAAAGACUCUACAUCAGUCCUGUAAUGGAGUGACCGGAACUGUAUACAACACUUCAAAUGCUACCUGACCAAUGUCACUUAAAGCUCCACAUAUACAUUCCUCUAUAACCAUAUAACAUUUAACAAUUACAGCAUGGAAACAGGCCAUCUCGGCCCUUCUAGUCCGUGCCGAACACUUAUUCUCCCCUAGUCCCAUCUACAGGCACUCAGACCGUAACCCUCCAUUCCUUUCUCGUCCAUAUACCUAUCCAAUUUAUUUUUAAAUGAUAAAAUCGCACCUGCCUCCACCACUUCCACUGGAAGCGCAUUCCACUCAGCUACCACUUUCUGAGUAAAGAUGUUCCCCCUCAUGUUACCCCUAAACUUCUGUCCCUUAAUUCUCAAAUCAUGUCCUCGUGUUUGAAUCUCUCUCAUCUUUUUAAAGACCUCUAUCAAGUUCCCCCUUAACCUUCUGCGCUCCAAAGAAUAAAGACCUAACUUGUUCAACCUUUCUCUGUAACUUAGUUGUUGAAACCCAGGCAACAUUCUAGUAAAUCUCCUCUGUACGCUCUCUAUUUAGUUGAUAUCAUUCCUAUAAUUUUGCGACCAAAAUUGUACACCAUACUCCAGAAUUGGCCUCACCAAUGCCUUGUACAAUUUUAACAUUACAUCCCAACUUCUAUACUCAAUGGCAGAUGGAGUUUAAUGCUGAUAAGUGGGAGGUGCUACAUCUUGGCAGGACAAGUCUGAAGAAGGGUUUCGGCCCGAAAAGUCGCCUAUUUCCUUCGCUCCAUAGAUGCUGCUGCACCCGCUGAGUUUCUCCAGCAAUUUUUUGUGUACCUUCUAUCUUCCAGCAUCUGCAGUUCCUUCUUGAACAUUCUAUACUCAAUGCUCUGAUUUAUAAAGGCCAGCACACCGAAAGCUUUCUUUACCACCCCAUAUACAUGCACAGUUAUUCCUAAAUCCCUCUGUUCAACUGCAUUCCUCAAUUCGCUACCAUUUACCAUGUAGUCCUAUUUUGACUUGUCCUGCCAAGAUGUAGCACCUCCCACUUAUAAGCACUAAACUCCAUCUGCCAUCUUUCAGCCCACUCUUACAAAUUGCCUAAAUGUAGACUUUGAAAAUCUACUUCAUUAUCCACAACACCGCCUAUCUUAGUAUCAUCUGCAUACUUACUAAUCCAAUUUACCACACCAUCAUCCAGAUCCUUGAUGUAUAUGACAAACAACAGUGGACCCAACACAGAUCCCCGAGGCAUCUCAUUAGUCACCGGCCACCAAUCUGUCAAACAGUUAUCCACCAUUACUCUCUGGCAUCUCCCAUUCAGCCACUGUUGAAUCCAUCUUGCUACUCCACCAUUAAUACCCAACAAUUGAACGUUCUUAACCAACCUUCUAUGUGGAACCUAGUCAAAUACUGAAGUCCAUAUAGACAACAUCCACCGCUUUAUCCUCAUCAAUUUCCUGAGUAACCUUUUCAAAAAAUUCAAGAUUAGUCAAACAUGACCUUCCAUGCACAAAUCCAUGUUGACUGUUCCUAAUCAGACCCUGUUUAUCCAGAUGCUUAUAUAUAUUAUCUCUAAGUAUCCUUUCCAUUAAUUUUCCCACCACUGACGUCAAACAAACAGGUCUAUAAUUGCUAGGUUUACUCUUAGAACCCUUUUUAAACAAUGGAACUGAUCUCUCUCCCCUCUCCCCCUACUUUCCCACCCACUCGUACAAAUUCUUCCACUCCACCCUCUCGUGCCCCCCUCCUCUCUCCCACCCCCCUCUCUCUGUCCCUCUCUCUCACAUUCACUUCCUCGCCCUUGUUCUCUCUCUUCUAUCUCGCAUACACACCCUCUUUCAAACACACACUCCCUCUCACACAAGCACCCCUCUCUUGCUGUCUGUCACACAACCUCUCCUGCUCUCGCGCACACAUCCUCUCUCUUAUUCUCUCACACCCUCUCUCUCUCACACGUGCAUUCCCUCUCUUUUAAACACACUCCCUUUCUCUCUCGCACACACUCCCUCUCUCUCUUGCUCUCUCUCACAUACACACUCUCACUCACACAUGCACACUCACACACACUCUCUCACAUAGGCUCUCUCACAAACUCUCACACACCUCUCACACACCCACUCUCUCCUUGUAUCUAGACUAUUUCACCCUACAUCCACUCAGUCUGCCAAGGCCUGCUGGAUCUCCCGGUUGCCAACCAUUUUAACUCCCUUUCCCACUCCUACACUGAUCUUUCUGUCCUGGGCCUCCUCCAUUGCCAGAGUGAGGUUGAAAGAGCUAAUAAUCAAAUCUAAAAUGGAGCUGUUCUUCUACAAAAGCAUGGUCUAGUAGAACAAAAGAAUGGCUCGGUCCCAAGUCUGAAUGACUUUGCAAAUUAUAUGGAACACAAUAUGGAGGACAGGUUGUCUUUUUAAUAAAGACAUUAAGAUGGAAGCCUGCGUAAUAACAUGUACUUCUUUCAAGGCCAUAAAGAAGCCUAGAUUGAUAAAAAAAAUAGCUGACGCUCCAGAGAUAAGUAAUAACUUGUUAUUGGAUGAGCUUGAUUUGGACCCAGCUUUUCCUAUAUUCUGAAAGGCUACAAAAUCUUUCAGUCAUGCCAUAUUCAGACUUGGUAGGAGUGUUUUACUGAUAAGAAAAAUGUAUAAUUGUGCUAACUUUCCUUUGUUCUGAGAGUUGAGCCCGAGAAGCACUGAGCAACUUUUGUGCUCAUUGUAGAUCUUGCCACUCCCGUCUGACGAAUUAAUAAAGAUUGCCUUGGUUUACUUUUAACAAUUUUGUUGUUAACUGCUUUUUAGAGACCAAAUUUGACAAGGUGGCACAUAAGCUGGAGAAACCAGCAGACUGGCCCCAAAACUUAAAAGCAUUUUAAUGUGUUUUUUGAAGACAGUUUUGACGCAUUUGUGUCUUACGUA